AUGCUUCCUAUUCAAACAAUUACACGUAAAACAGCUUUAAUAGCUAGUGCUAAUGCAUUGGCUGCUACUCGUUCUGUCCUGAAGGCUUCUUAUACAACUAGAAAUAGUCGAAUCUCGGUUGAAAACCCCGUUGUUGACUUGGAUGGUGAUGAAAUGACUCGAAUUAUUUGGGCUGAUAUUAAGGAUAAACUUAUUUUGCCCUACAUCAAUCUGGAUAUCAAGUAUUAUGAUCUUGGUAUACAGAAUCGUGAUAAAACUGAUGAUCAAGUUACUAUUGAAGCUGCUGAAGCUAUUAAGAAAUAUAACGUUGGUAUCAAAUGUGCAACUAUUACACCUGAUGAAGCUCGGGUCAAAGAAUUUAAUUUGAAGAAAAUGUGGAAAUCACCUAAUGGUACUAUUCGUAAUAUUUUGAAUGGUACUGUUUUUCGUGAGCCUAUUCUUAUGGAUAAUAUUCCUCGUAUUGUUCCUGGCUGGACUGAACCUAUUGUCAUUGGUAGACAUGCAUUUGGUGACCAAUACCGUUCAACUGACUUCUUGACAAAUAAAGCAGGCAAAUUUGAAAUGACAUUUACCCCCGCAGAUGGAUCUGAACCACAAAAAUGGACAGUCUUUGACUUCCCAUCUAGUGGUGGUGUCGGUAUGGCUAUGUAUAACACGAAUGAAUCUAUCACAGGCUUUGCUCAUAGCUGUUUCCAAAUGGCCCUUCAAAAACGUAUGCCCCUUUAUCUCAGCACUAAAAAUACGAUUCUCAAGAAAUAUGAUGGCCGUUUUAAGGAUAUCUUUGAAGAAAUUUACCAAACUCAAUAUAAGGAAGCAUUUGAAAAAAACCAACUUUGGUAUGAACAUAGACUGAUUGAUGAUAUGGUUGCACAGGCACUCAAAUCUAAGGGUGGCUUUGUUUGGGCAUGCAAAAACUAUGAUGGUGAUGUUCAAUCAGAUAUUUUGGCUCAGGGCUAUGGAUCUCUUGGUUUGAUGACUUCAGUUUUGGUGACUCCUGAUGGUAAGACGAUGGAAGCUGAAGCUGCUCAUGGUACUGUUACAAGACACUACAGAGAAUAUCAAAAGGGUAAUCCUACUUCUACAAACCCAAUUGCAUCCAUCUUUGCUUGGACAAGAGGUUUAAGUCAUCGUGCUAACCUUGAUAACAAUGGAGCUUUGAAAAAAUUUGCUGCUGAUCUUGAACAAGCUUGUAUUCAAACUGUUCAAAGAGAUAAUGUGAUGACAAAAGAUUUAGCUUUAACCAUCCAUGGAAAAAAUCUUAAACCCGAACACUAUGUUACAACAUCAGAAUACAUGAAACAAGUUAAAAAGAAUUUGGAUGCCUCUAGAUCAAUCUAA
This is a messenger RNA of Cokeromyces recurvatus, 1338 nucleotides long. Its product is annotated as isocitrate dehydrogenase [NADP]. Gene Ontology annotation, cellular component: mitochondrion. The record is from RefSeq and is a predicted model, not a curated record. The transcript is spliced from 6 exons. Gene Ontology annotation, molecular function: isocitrate dehydrogenase (NADP+) activity; NAD binding; magnesium ion binding. Lineage: Eukaryota; Fungi; Mucoromycota; Mucoromycetes; Mucorales; Mucoraceae. Bases 1 to 1338 code for a protein of 445 amino acids. Gene Ontology annotation, biological process: isocitrate metabolic process.